AUGCUGUUGCUAUCAUUCAUCCCGAGCUGGAGGCCGUAUCCGGCGACGUCAGCACCACGUGAUCUGGGAGUUUUUGCAGGCGCCACUAUCUUCCCCGUGCCUAUUCAUGCCGACCAUUCUCCCGCGGCCGUCAUCUGUGGUGUUGCCCACGUCCUAGCCGACCUCCCCUCGCCGUUCCAGCAUUGGCACCCCAGCAACCUCAAAGGCUCUGGUGGUACUAUAUACGAACGCGGUGGCAGUGAGAACCGGGCUCGAUCGCGAGCAGCUGUGCUCCUCACCAGCGUCGCUCCCGGCGCAUUGUUGCAACGUCUAUGGGGGGUUGUUGGUCGUUAUACUGGAUUUACAUGGUCCUCGGGUGCUUGGGAAGCUGUCUCUCCGCUUCUCGAGCCUGCGCGAGGUGCCAGUCUCCUCUGGGCGCUUGUUGCCGACAGCUGGGGGCAAUCCGGCGAUGAUCAAUCUCCGCACCGCCUUCUGGAGCCGCCGACACUACCUUUCGCACCCGCCGACCUAUUUUUCUUCCCACCACUCAUUUUGGGUCAAUUCCGGCCAUUACACAAUGUCAAUUGA
Messenger RNA from Penicillium subrubescens, 567 nucleotides. RefSeq lists its product as uncharacterized. The coding region runs from base 1 to 567 and encodes 188 amino acids. The transcript has 4 exons. NCBI's taxonomy places the organism in Eukaryota, Fungi, Ascomycota, Eurotiomycetes, Eurotiales, Aspergillaceae. The record is from RefSeq and is a predicted model, not a curated record.